GCGGACUUGAGUGAAGGGAGCGUACGUAAUAUGUACAUAUACAAAUAUCACACCAAUAACAGAAAACAUUAAAGUGUAGUUCUCACUUUCUCAGUACAGCUGAAGUAACUGUAGUGUUCGGACGUCUAAAAUUUUAUUUUAAUAUUUUAAAUAUCGUUGUUAAAAUGGAUCGAAAAUUCGUAAAUGUUAUUAUAUUAGGAUUCGGUUUUAUGUUUGUGUUUACUGCUUUUCAAACAAUGGGAAAUAUUGAGAAAACUAUACUCGACAGUAUUACGCAAGACGACAGUUCCUUCACCGGAGAUGGGUACACAUCGCUCGCCAUUAUCUACGCUACUCUCGCAAUUUGCAACUGGUUGGCUCCAUCGGCUAUUACGAUUACGGGUCCAAGAGGGGCAAUGCUUAUCGGGGCCGUCACAUAUUUGUUCUUCAUAGUGACGUUCCUGUUUCCUCGCACGUGGCUGCUGUACGUGGCGAGCGUGCUGAUCGGCGCCGGGGCCGCCAUGAUAUGGACCGGCCAAGGAAACUAUCUCACAAUGAACAGCGACGCGGAAACGAUAUCAAGGAACUCGGGUAUCUUCUGGGCUAUGCUACAAUGCAGCAUGUUCUUCGGUAAUCUGUUCGUGUUCAUAAAGUUCCAAGGGAAAUCUCAUAUUGAUUUGGAGACGCGCAACGUUGUGUUCGGCGCCCUGACCGGCGUGUGCGUGCUCGGGAUCGUCUUCCUCGCGCUACUGCGGCCGAUCAAACGGACGGCCACCGUCGAAGACGCCAAGGUUGAAAUCGCCUAUCGCGACGCCGAAGGGCCGCUGGAGGCUUUCAAGGGCGCCCUGAAGUUGUUCUGCACCAAAGAUAUGCUACUUUUGAGCGUCACCUUCAUCUAUACCGGAAUCGAGCUUUCGUUCUUCAGCGGCGUGUACAGUCCCAGUAUCGGAUUCACUUUGGCGAUGGGGGAAAACGCCAAGCAGCUCGUCGGGCUCUCUGGGGUGUUCAUUGGAAUGGGCGAAGUUCUCGGCGGAGCUUUGUUCGGUAUUUUGGGAAGCAAGACCACACGUUGGGGCCGCGAUCCCAUCGUCAUCAUGGGCUUCAUAAUCCACCUCAGCAGUUUCUUCCUGAUCUUCAUUAACUUGCCGACGGUGGCGCCCUUCGGGGACACGUCCGAGGUGUCUUACAUCACCCCGUCUGCUGAGCUGGCGAUGUUCUGCAGCUUCCUGCUGGGCUUCGGAGACGCUUGCUUCAACACUCAGAUCUACUCGAUACUCGGCGGCAAUUACUCGGAUAACAGCACGUCCGCGUUUGCUCUCUUCAAGUUUACACAGUCUCUGGCGGCGGCGGCGUGUUUCUUCUACUCGUCGAAGGCGCUGCUCUCGGUGCAGCUCGUGGUGCUCGCCGCGCUGGCGUCCGUCGGCACGGCGUGCUUCUGCCGCGUGGAGUGGGCGGGCAGGGCGCGCGCGCGGGCCGCCGCCCUCGCCGCCGCCGCCGACGACAAGCCCUCGCCCUCGCACGCCCUCGCCGACGCCGACGCCGACAACGCUCUGCACUACGACUGAUCUCGCCGCGGGACCUCUCAGAGCGAACACACGGACCAGUGACACAUGCCCCGCAGCUUACCCGUUCAAAUUUGGAAUUAAUGAAACAUGUUCUGAAGUCGUCGUGGCCUUAAGGAUAAGACGUCCGGUGCAUUCGUGUGUAGCGAUGCACCGGUGUUCGAAUCCCGGUGUACCAA
This is a messenger RNA of Bombyx mandarina (wild silkworm), 1720 nucleotides long. RefSeq names its product UNC93-like protein MFSD11. The record is from RefSeq and is a predicted model, not a curated record. Lineage: Eukaryota; Metazoa; Arthropoda; Insecta; Lepidoptera; Bombycidae.